Messenger RNA from Sporisorium graminicola, 315 nucleotides. RefSeq lists its product as uncharacterized. The coding region runs from base 1 to 315 and encodes 104 amino acids. Gene Ontology annotation, cellular component: cytosolic large ribosomal subunit; ribosome. NCBI's taxonomy places the organism in Eukaryota, Fungi, Basidiomycota, Ustilaginomycetes, Ustilaginales, Ustilaginaceae. The transcript is spliced from 2 exons. Gene Ontology annotation, molecular function: structural constituent of ribosome. The record is from RefSeq and is a predicted model, not a curated record. Gene Ontology annotation, biological process: ribosomal large subunit biogenesis; cytoplasmic translation.
AUGUCUCGUCUUUACGUCAAGGGAAGGAUCAUGGGCCACAAGCGCUCGCAGCGCGUCGCCAAGUGCCACACCUCCCUCAUCAAGAUCGAGGGUGUUGAGAAGACCGACGACGCCAAGUUCUACCUUGGCAAGCGCGUCGCCUACGUCUACAAGGCCACCAAGGAGGUUCGUGGCUCCAAGAUCCGCGUCCUCUGGGGCCGCAUCACCCGCCCUCACGGCAACUCGGGUGUUGUUCGUGCCAAGUUCGCCCACAACAUCCCCCCCCAGGCUUUCUCUGCUCGUGUCCGUGUCAUGCUCUACCCCUCGAGCAUCUAA